UUUUUUUUUUUUUUUUUAUAUUUUGUUUUUUGAUUGAGAAGAAAACCUAAAUCGACAAAGACGAUGUUGCUGCGGUUUCUCAAUACGGAAUCUGGUAGGAAGGCUAUGAAUCUUGCGAUGUUGGGCAUUAGUGAACACUUGUCGAAAUACGGGAUGUUCAACGCCAGGACUUGUCGGGGACUGGUGAGAGAGAACUGUAUUGAUGGGUCUUGUUGUGGCUUAGUACGCCUUUAUGCUUGUAUGGGCCUUCAUCGUUACAAUUUGCUUCAGGGGACAAACUUACAGCUCGUAGACGUUAAGAGAUAUAAUAAAACUGUGGGUUCUCCUGCUGGCUCUUUCUACAUUACUUUGUAUGCAACGGAUCCAUCUACCGGAAAUUGUCUAACUUUUCAGACUGCCGUUAACGUAGAAUGUUGUGGCGAAUUUGUUUUGACGUCCUAUGUUGCUGGACCUCGAGGGACAGUCACUAAUCCUAAAGCGUUGGUAAGAGAUAACUACCGCGUGGGCAACUUGCCUGAGUGCCCCAAGGAGAAUCCUUUCGAAAACAGAAACCGAUUUUACCAGGUGAUUUCUCCAGUGUUGAUGAAAUGGGUGAAGGAGAAGAUGAAGAGCAACUCUCGAGUGUUGUAGUAUAUGAAGAUAAACGUGGAUAUCUAUUUUCCUUGCGCUCAGACGAGGCCCGCUUAUCUCUGGUAUACCAGUUUAUUGAUUUCUUUGGUGGACAUAUCUCCCCAUGGAAGUGGACUUCCACCAACAGUUUGUCGUGGAGUGAGAAAAUAAGUACCCUUGAAACAUUGUCAGAUUCUAUGCUAGAAAACUUGAGAAGUGUACAUGAAUGUUUGUCGGAAUCAGAUAGUGCCUACGGGUUCAGCUUGGGAUCUCUUUUAGGUGGCAGCUGUGACAUAUCUAUGCGGACUGAGAUGAUGAAAUUUCUCCGCAAUGCCAUCUUGCUUUGUCUAAAUGUUUUUCCCCAAAACCACAUUCUGGAAGAAGCUGUGCUUGUUGCAGAAGAGCUAUUUGUAACAAAUAUGAAAACAUGUGAGGUAGCAACUACUCCAUGCCAAAAUUUGGCCGAUCGUCUCCUGGAAAAGUACCAGCAGGAUCUAUCACUUUGUGAAUUUUGGGCUAUUGUGAAUUUUCCAGGAAGAGAAAGUAAAAGUCAUCAACUUGAACUCUUGUUCAGUUAUUAUGCGAGAAUGAUUCAGAGACACCAGGACGAUCAAACUUUCUCACAACUUCGGGUCCCCAUAUCAGACGGACUGAAACUGUAUCCCCACAAUCCGGAGCUUUAUCGAGCUUUGGUGAACAUCUGUUGUCACCGUACGACAUCCCAUAGACUAAGAAUGAUGUUUGAUGACUAUUCCCGCAAGAAUUGAUCUGUCGUUGUUUGGCUAUUUGCACUUUCUUAUGAGUUGAAUAAAGAAGACUCCUCACACAGAAUCUGUGGAUUGUUUGAAAGGGCUUUUGCACAAGAUACACUAAACAAGUCGGUCAUUCUAUGGCGUUGCUAUAUUGCAUAUGAGGUCGACAUUGCAAAAGAUUUAUCAGCAGCUGUAAAGAUUUACUACCGAGCUAUAGAUGCAUGUCCAUGGUCGAAAAAACUAUGGCUGGGUGGGUUUAGGAAGCUGAGCUCAGUUUUGACAGUGGAACAGAUGUCAACGAUACAAAAAGUGAUGCUGGCCAAGGAACUGAACAUUAGGACAGAUAUUCACGAGAUUAUGCAGGGAUGAGAUCAUUGAAAAUGUAUAUACAGUUAUGCUCUGUUCUGGAAGAUUAGGAUUUAGGACAGAUAUUCACGGAUGAGAUCAUUGAAAAUGUAUAUACAGUUAUGCUCUGUUCUGGAAGAUUAGGAUUUAGGACAGAUAUUCACGGAUGAGAUCAUUGAAAAUGUAUAUACAGUUAUGCUCUGUUCUGGAACAUUAGGAUUUAUGACAGAUAUUCACGAGAUUCUUCUUA
Messenger RNA from Camelina sativa (false flax), 1956 nucleotides. Its product is annotated as UPF0725 protein At1g02770. The record is from RefSeq and is a predicted model, not a curated record. Lineage: Eukaryota; Viridiplantae; Streptophyta; Magnoliopsida; Brassicales; Brassicaceae.